Messenger RNA from Heterocephalus glaber (naked mole-rat), 925 nucleotides. RefSeq names its product histidine triad nucleotide binding protein 1 (gene Hint1). Gene Ontology annotation, molecular function: catalytic activity. The record is from RefSeq and is a predicted model, not a curated record. Lineage: Eukaryota; Metazoa; Chordata; Mammalia; Rodentia; Bathyergidae.
GUCCGCGCCGCCGGGAGGGUCAGUGCGCAUGCGCGGAGCGGCCCGCUCAGCCCCGCCCGGUCCCGCGCUGCUCGGCGGCCGCGCGAGGGAGGAGGCCGCGAUGGCAGACGAGAUCGCAAAGGCUCAGGUCGCCCGGCCUGGGGGCGACACGAUCUUCGGGAAGAUCAUCCGCAAGGAAAUCCCCGCUAAAAUCAUUUUCGAGGACGACCGGGCAGUAUCCCAAAAAGCACUCCCACGAGAGACGAACGUGGAUGUGUUCCAGACGCCUUGCACCUGCGGAAGAGAGCCAGAGACACGCACACAUUCAUGCAGUGUGUUUACAGAUACUUCUGAAGUGUGUCUUGCUUUCCAUGACAUUUCCCCUCAAGCUCCAACACAUUUUCUGGUGAUACCUAAGAAGCAUAUUGCCCAGAUUUCCGUAGCAGAAGAUGAUGAUGAAAGUAACUUGAUGGAAAUAUCUCCUGGAACUGAGUUACAGAAUACUAACUUAUCCACAAAUGAAAGGAAUAUAGCUGUAACUCUCUGCUGUCUUCUACACCAGGAAGCACAGUUUUAAAGCUGGAGUGAGCUGCAAAUCUUACAUAUAAGCAAGUAAUCUCAGAUCUUCUUGGACAUUUAAUGAUUGUUGGCAAGAAAUGUGCUGCUGAUCUAGGCCUGAACAGGGGUUACCGAAUGGUAGUAAAUGAAGGUGCAGAUGGGGGACAGUCUGUCUAUCAUGUUCACCUCCAUGUUCUUGGAGGUCGGCAGAUGCACUGGCCUCCUGGUUAAGCAUGAUUGGGGGUUAAUUUCCCUUCUUUGGCCAAUGAUUAAGUCCGCAAGUUCCAGUAUGUUAAACAGCACACUUACUGUUGGCUGUGUAAGGAGAGAUGAAAGAAAUUGUAAAAUCCUGUGUGUAAUAAAAGACGUCAUUGCAUGGUUUACAGUC